AUGCAUUAUAGUGAAAAUAUAUCUCUAAGAUUUGAAAUUGAUUCAAAUUGGCAAUAUAAAGUUAUGCACAGUAUAUCCGUGAAAAAUUAUAGUGGCUAGGUUUUUUCACUGUAAUGCUGCACUGGUGGUAUGGGGACCAAAAUGAAAACGGAUCGGAAAGCAAGGAUUGGUCACUGAAUUAUCCUCAGAAAUACGUUUUAAAGGAUGGAAAAUAUUACUUGGUGAGAAUGAAUGCUCUAAUAGCUUAUCUUCUCUUUGUGUGGACUCACUAAAACUUUUGACAGCGCUUCAUUUUGCCAUUUUAUAUCGCUAUUUACAUUGCUUUGUCCCGUCGUCUUGUCUCCUUGGUGACUGUGAAUGGUGUUGGGUUGUGUAUGGCAGCAACGUGCGAAAGCAAUCCGGGGGCCAUGUCAACCUGUCUCGCCGACUGAACAGCACGACAGCGGCUCCCGGUCGAUUGUUUUGUGGCUUCACUCAGGAUUACUGUACAAUUUUAUGCCGUGUGUGGGUUUCGUAGCUGACGGAGGAAUAUACUAGGCCUAUACUAUAGAGGCAGAAUUUUCGGGAGGAUUGUCUGACAGUAUUUUCCUUGAAAGGCUUGAACUAACUGUCCUUGGGCUUGGCAUCACUUUCCCAUCUAUUUUCAGAAUCUUUUUGGAAUGCAUCAGAAUCAGUGAAUAGUAUGGAGCCUGCAUCUGCACCAUGUCCUUAGUCUGCCCAUUAUAAACCUGAUCCCAGACAAUUAACCAUGUCGGAAUCCGUUCACAGCAGUCCCAGGAAGUCGGAUGGCGGCUCUAGCAUCCAUACACACAGGACUAGCGUGGACCAGUCGAUUUCCAACUCUGAACCGGCCCUUGCCAACAACUCGGGCGUUCGGAAACUAACCGCCUAUGAGAAGUACAUGGAAGAAAUGAACAAUGACCCGAGGGCUCUUAAAGAGGUCACGCUUGGGAAGAGGAUAGCAUUUUAUAAGAUCAGGAACGAGCUUGGGAGCGGUAACUUUUCCCAGGUCAAGAUGGGACUUCAUGCUCUUACAAAAGAAAAAGUAGCAAUAAAGAUCCUAGACAAGACCAAGCUGGACCAGAAGACCCAGCGACUCCUUUCCCGUGAGAUCAGUUGCAUGGAGAGACUCCACCACCCCAACAUCAUCCGGCUGUAUGAGGUGGUGGAGACGCUGGCCAAGCUCCACCUGGUCAUGGAGUACGCUCCUGGGGGAGAACUCUUCACCAAGAUCUCCAACGAAGGCAAGAUUGCCGAAGCAGAAUGCAAGCCCAUCUAUGCUCAGGUUAUCUCAGCUGUCUAUCAUAUGCACUCGAAGAAUAUAAUUCACCGGGACUUGAAAGCUGAGAAUGUUUUCUAUGCAGCCAAUGGCUACGUCAAAGUUGGAGACUUUGGUUUUAGCACUUAUUGCAAGAUGAGUGACACUCUGAAUACAUUUUGCGGAUCCCCACCGUACGCGGCUCCAGAACUCUUCAAGGAUGAGAACUACGUUGGUCCGCCUGUGGACACCUGGGCGUUGGGAAUCAUGCUUUAUUUCAUGAUCACCGGCGUGAUGCCAUUCCGUGCCGACACGGUGGCUAAACUGAAAAAGUGCAUCCUGGAUGGUCAGUUUUCCAUUCCGUCGUAUGUAUCAAGUAACUGCCAGCAGUUGAUACGGAACGUCCUGAAGCAGCCCCCAGGAGAUAGGUUCACCAUUGAACAGAUCAAGAACUCCCAGUGGCUACAAGGUCAAGACUACCCGCCACCCCAUCCAUCUUAUCACCUCACACCGUGCUUCAGGAGAGAGUCCGCAAGCAGCGAAGAACUCAAUGUGCUCGAUCAGCUCAAGGCUCUGGGUAUCGAGGACCACCAGCUGGAGAGCACGCGGGAUCAGGACUCGCGCAAUAGUAUAACCGGAACCUACCGCAUCGCGCUGCACAGGCUGCAGCGAAAGCGGCUGGAACCGCCCGUCGUCCUGCCGCCCCCACAGACGAAAGGCAAGUCGUCGAGACCAAGCAGUAGAAAGAAAAGCAAGGACAGUAACAAGAAUAACAAACCAUCAAAGCUAUGUACUAUAUUAUAGCAUUAUUUUAGAGUCUUUUUUAUUUUCUUCAUGAGAUAUUUAUAAAAGUCUGGAUGUACAUAAUCGAGAAUAUGACUAUAUCAAUACAAUCAGGUUGUGGUAUUCGUACAGAUUUUAUAAUUAAUGAAGAAUUAUUAUGCAAUAUAUCUACAUUCAGAGGAGUGCAUGCAGCUUAAGUUGAUGUUCUAAAUGUACAUGUACGUGUCCAGUACAUGGCAAAUUCUCUGCAACAUGAUGCUUGCAUUAAUUAGAAUGUUGUCAUAGAUUGAUCGCUUGCAAGUUAAUUGGCUCUCAUAUUCAUCAUAGUAGUCAGUACUUCCCACACAGUACCAUUGCAUGUGUCCCUUGUAUUGUCCCAUUCAUCAGCAUCUAGCAUGAAAUCAUCUGUAUUGGUUAAUUAAUGGGACGACCAGUGUUAUAAUUGGAAAUUAAGCAUUGGUUGGCAUUGAGACCGAACAAUUCCAAUUGAUUUUUUUUCUUCCAUAUUCCACACUACCGAAUCUGCAACAUCUACAUCCUGUCCAAAAAAUAUGGUUCUAUUCAGAUCUGUAAUUCUGUAUGCUUUGUCCCCUCCAUUAUUACCCAGAAUAUGAUAAAAAAAUCUUAGUUCCCAGGAAUAUUCAUGCACUUGUAGACAUGCAUGCAAGCUCAAAAUGAACAGAUAUUUUCUGCAUGAUGUUUAAUUGAUAUCCAUAGACAUGGUCAGAAUGAAAGGGAAAUGGCUGUAUUACACUCGUAAUAAACUAGCAAGGAAUCAAACAAGUGCAUUUGUUCAUGUAUGUUUGUAUCAUGCAAAUGGUGGCUCACAGAAAUGGUUUAUUAGUCAAUGGGCUAUAUCCACUUAUUUUAGUUAUUUAUGCUUGCGAUUUACCCUUGAGUUAUUAUGAAGUUAUACGUAGGGAUUUUUAAUCUGGACAUCCAAGAGAGAGAGAGAGAAAGGGGUAGCGUUAAAAAAUAGAGAUUGAUUAUGGGGAAAGAAGAAAAGAUGAGGAGGGGGCAAGGAGAGAGGAGGGGAAAGAGAGGAUACAUGUAAUAGGAAAGGGAGAGAAGAAGUGAGAGAGAGAGAGAGAGGGAGGAGGAGUGAAAAGAAGAAAGGCAAUGAUGAGUGGAUAUAGAGGAGAGGGGGGAGAGAGGAGGGGAAAGGGAAAGAAGAGGAAAGAAAAGAGGGAGGGAAGCAGAGAGAAAUAGUGAAUGAAAGAGAGAGGGAAUAAGGUGCUGAAAGGGGCAGUCGAAAAGAAGAGAAAUGAAAGAA
Lytechinus variegatus (green sea urchin) is the source of this 3314-nucleotide messenger RNA. RefSeq names its product serine/threonine-protein kinase NIM1-like. Bases 749 to 2062 code for a protein of 437 amino acids. Gene Ontology annotation, molecular function: protein serine/threonine kinase activity; tau-protein kinase activity; ATP binding. Gene Ontology annotation, biological process: intracellular signal transduction; protein phosphorylation; microtubule cytoskeleton organization. Gene Ontology annotation, cellular component: cytoplasm. The transcript has 4 exons. NCBI's taxonomy places the organism in Eukaryota, Metazoa, Echinodermata, Echinoidea, Temnopleuroida, Toxopneustidae. The record is from RefSeq and is a predicted model, not a curated record.